Calliphora vicina (urban bluebottle blowfly) is the source of this 1185-nucleotide messenger RNA. Its product is annotated as odorant receptor 7a-like. The coding region runs from base 1 to 1185 and encodes 394 amino acids. NCBI's taxonomy places the organism in Eukaryota, Metazoa, Arthropoda, Insecta, Diptera, Calliphoridae. Gene Ontology annotation, biological process: detection of chemical stimulus involved in sensory perception of smell; sensory perception of smell. The transcript is spliced from 3 exons. Gene Ontology annotation, cellular component: plasma membrane. The record is from RefSeq and is a predicted model, not a curated record. Gene Ontology annotation, molecular function: olfactory receptor activity; odorant binding.
AUGUUCGAUAAACUUUGGGCUCGUGGCAAUAAUUUACGGGCUACGCGAGAAGCCACCGAUUAUCUAUUCAAAAAUUUUCUUUAUCUGGGCUUGCAGCAUCCCGAGAAGUGGCAACGACUUCAUAAGCUGUAUUCGCUGAUAUUGAAUUUAUUUGUGCUAGGAUGGUAUCCGAUAUCAUUCAUUGUAAGCUAUUACUUCGAGUUCAGGAAUAUGACAGUGUCGCAACUGUUGACAUCAAUACAAGUGGCCUUCAAUGUGUGGGGUAUACCAUUCAAAAUUGCUACAAUGCUCAUGUCGCUGAGACAUCUAUAUGAGACCAUGGAUGUAAUGGACAUUUUGGAUGCUCGCUGCGAUCGUCAGGAUGAACGUGAGAAAAUUCGUCAUUGUGUUAUGGUUGGUAAUCGUUUGACCAUGGUUUACAUGCUUGUCUAUUGUACAUACGCCGAGGUUACACUGAUCGCAUCGGUGAGUAUGGGUCAGCCGCCAUAUUCAUUAUAUAUACCCGGCAUCGAAUGGCGCAAUUCUAAGCAGGAGUUUGCUGCUCAGUGUGUCAUUGAAUUUGUGCUGACAAAUUUGGCGUGUUGCCAUGAGGCAGCCGAAGAUGUGUAUUCUGUCAUUUAUGUCUAUGUUAUACGUACGCAUAUGCAAAUAUUGGUGGAACGGGUGAGGAGAUUGGGCAAAGAUUUGGAGACCACAAAUGAUGAAUGCUAUGAGCAGUUGGCGAUGUGUGUUAAGGAUCAUCAGAAUUUGUUAAGAUUAAUAGAUAUUAUCAGCCCCGUUAUCUCGAAAACCAUUUUCAUACAAUUUAUGAUAACCGCCAUUAUACUGGGCACCACUCUAAUAAAUAUUAUGAUAUUUGCCGACUUUUCUGCCCAGGUAGCCUCGGUAGUUUAUAUGCUGGCAGUCUUGGUGCAAACCUUCCCCUGUUGCUAUCAGGCCACUUGUCUAAUGGAGGAUAGUCAGCAGCUAACAUUGGCCAUUUUUCAUUGUGAGUGGAUUGAUAAGGAUAUACGCACUCGUAAAAUGCUGAUAUUCUUUAUGAUGCGUUCCCAGUUGCCCGUUACUUUAACGGCCUUGAAAUUGUUUCCCAUUACUCUGGACACUAGUUUGGCGAUUGGUAAAUUUUCAUUUUCCCUUUACACUCUUAUCAAGGAAAUGGAUUUUGGUCAAAAUUUUAAGGCCUAA